This is a messenger RNA of Manacus vitellinus (golden-collared manakin), 1582 nucleotides long. RefSeq lists its product as uncharacterized. The record is from RefSeq and is a predicted model, not a curated record. NCBI's taxonomy places the organism in Eukaryota, Metazoa, Chordata, Aves, Passeriformes, Pipridae. The transcript is spliced from 3 exons. The coding region runs from base 22 to 1194 and encodes 390 amino acids.
UGGGGCUCUUUCACCUGCUGCAUGGCAGCCUCUGUCACCACCCUGAACUCCUACACUAAGACUGUCAUCGAGUUCAGACACAAGCGCAAAAUCUUCGAGCAGGGCUUUCGAGAAGAGCAGAACUUCCUAGACCAGGAAGCCAUCAAGUACUUCAGAGAAAGGGCUUCACAACACCCAGCUCUAAGUGUCACUAGCCCGCAGAGGAACAGGAGUGACCAUAAUGCUCAGAAAAUACCCCCAUUCGCUACGUCAAGCUCUUCCAGCGACACAUCAAGCAGCUCUUCACUUUCAUCAGAACCAACCAGCCAGAUCUCCAUGGGUCAGGAUCAAACCCUGCUGGACAUCACCUCCAUCACUAGAUUGGCCCCAGGAGAAUCACCAAACCCUCAACCACUCGAGCAAAGAGAUACAAAUUUAGCAAUAUCGUGUUCCAGCCCACUCGGAGCAAGGACUAUUCCAGCAUCUUGCCCAGCCAGUCUCAGGCUCAGUCUAACACCCAGCUCAGCCACACCACAGCAAUACUCUGACUCCUCUCCAGUCAGCCCAGGGAUCAAUGCAGCUUCCUUCUAUACCUUCAGUCCUCACACAGCACAAAACGAACAAGCUUCAGCUUCAGAUCACACACUGACCCCAACCAGGACAAGCACAAGGCCUCCAGCAACAACGACUCCUGAAGAGAGUUCCCAGGCUCCUGGCUAUUCUAAAACUGACUUAAAGAAUACAGGAAAGGGGUUUGAAUCAGAUCUGGAAGAUCCUGAUCAUGAAAGGAGAUUUGUGACCGCAAAGGAGUUCCAAGCCAUGGAGAAAGAACUAGAGGACGUGAAGGAAGACCUGAAAUGCCUGAAGUGGAAGGUGAGGCACAUCGGUGAGACGGUGCAGCCCCUGGCCGAGGACAGCAAGAGGUACAACGGCUACACCCUGACGGAGCUCAAGGCCAUGGUGCAGUUCGAGGAUGACCCCUACAAGGCCGCCCACAAGAUCCUCACCGCGCUCUUCAGCGAUGUCUACAGGCCACAGCACCCCCCCACCGAACAGCCCUGCAACUCCCGGGCUCUGCCCAGGCCCAAAAUAGACCCAGAGCUGUACAUGGUGUACUGUGACAUUCUGAAAAGCAUAUUCCCUGGAAUUAGCAGCCAGACCUUGAGGGAAGAGACGCAACACGUGCAGAGAAGCGCCCAGAAAGCAGCGCAAUAACAGCAGAGCCCCCAGAGGCUGUGCAGAGUGAGAGGUCUCUGGUGGUUUGAGGACUGAACUGUGGUAGGUGCCAGCGGUUGAGUCUGUCCCUUCCAGGUAUGGAUCGUCUGUAAUGAUGUUGGUGAGCUCUGAGCCCUCAUGCCACUUGCCCAAUGAGACAGAGUGGGGAGGCAUCCUGCACACUUCCCACAUUUUAGAAAACAAUUGCUCCUUUAGUGUCUCUUUCAAUCAAUGGACGUUUCCUUGUUUCCAGCAACUACAAAUGCCAACAAAAGAAUCCCAAGAAGGCAUUGUACGUCCGAGCAAGGGCCUUCUCCCAGCCCCAAACAGACCAACCAACCAGCAUCUGGGUAGUUUCUAUUUUCUAGAGUGUAUCAUUCAUUAAAUG